This is a messenger RNA of Nestor notabilis (Kea), 971 nucleotides long. RefSeq names its product PH and SEC7 domain-containing protein 2-like. The annotation marks the transcript as partial. Lineage: Eukaryota; Metazoa; Chordata; Aves; Psittaciformes; Psittacidae. The record is from RefSeq and is a predicted model, not a curated record. The transcript is spliced from 3 exons.
AUGAGCGAGAACAGCCAUGUCCCAUGGCCGGCUGCAGACGGCUACGAGCAGCAUUCCUCAGCCUGCAGCAAUGGGGACGAGCCGCCAGCGGAGCCAGAUGGGGACCAGCGCCUGGCAAACGGUGCAGAGCAGGAUGGCGGCACAGGCAGCCCCAGCAGUGCGGGUCCGGAGCGGCGGGGCUCCUCUGGGCAGGAGGACCCUGGUGAGACCCUCAGCAAGGAGCGGUGGCACAGCUUCCUGGGCUCCUCAGGAGCCCUGAGUGUUGAUGAGCCAGAGGAGGAGCUUGGGUUUGCUUCUGGAGAUGCCAAGCUGAGCUGCAGUGAGGAUGACAAGGACCAUUUUCAAUUCAAAGACAUCAGGGAUGGGUUCAGCUCAACGUUUGAGAAGAUUGUUGAGUCUGACCUCAUGAAGGGUACAUACUACAGCAGCUUGGACUCUUUGGAUGUCCUCUCUCUCACAGAUGAGACAGACAGCUGUGUCAGUUUUGAGGCCCCACUCACCCCACUGAUCCAGCAAAGAGUCAAGGACAGCCCAGAGCUCUUAGAGCAGAAAUUGGUAGCCCAGCAGAGAGAAGCCCUUCACCACACAGCUGCUGAUAAGCAAGAGCAGGCAGCAGCAAAGCCAAUGGAGGGGGAUUUUGGGAGCCCUCUCAGGCACUCAAUCACCAGCAGCAGGUCGGAGAACGUGCUAAGCCGGUUGUCCUUGAAGAGCAUCCCGAAUGGGUUCCAUGUGGAAGGAUCAGAGGAAGAUGCCACCAAGAUCAUUAACUCCAUCAGUGACGCCAGCUUGAAAGAUGCACUUUCAGACUCUGACUCCGACUUGGGCAGCACAGAGCAGCUUGACCAGGGCAGCACAGACACCUUGGCCAAUGGCUGCAGGGCAGAUAGCGAGGCUGCCAAGAGGCUGGCCAAGCGCCUUUACAACCUCGAAGGGUUCAAGCGCUGCGAUGUGGCGCGCCAGCUCGGGAAGAA